GUCAUCAAUGCCAACUGCCACCAAAUUAUUUCACGAACGUCAGCUAGCUCGUCCAUGCUCUCGCCUCAGCUGUGACGUUAUUAGAUCAACAAUUAAUUAUCAUUGUUAAACAAAAAAAUUUUAAACAUACGUAAACACUUGAUAAUUAUAUAUUCAUAUAGUCAUUUAUAAAUCAAGGAGAAUUUAAAAAAUAAGUAUCAAUUUUUGUUAAAAAAAACCGCAGUCUGGAUAUAGAUUAUUUGUAAUUAAUAUAAAUAAUAAUAAUUGAUAUUAAUAAAUAUGUUUAUUCUUGAUUGGUUUACUGGAGUACUUGGCUACUUGGGCCUUUGGAAAAAAGUUGGUAAAUUAUUAUUCCUCGGAUUAGAUAAUGCUGGUAAAACAACAUUAUUACAUAUGCUCAAAGAUGAUCGUCUAGCACAACAUGUGCCAACAUUACAUCCAACAUCAGAAGAAUUAUCAAUCGGUAAUAUAAGAUUCACGACAUUUGAUCUCGGUGGUCACACGCAAGCACGUCGUGUAUGGAAAGAUUAUUUCCCAGCAGUCGAUGCUAUUGUGUUUCUAGUAGACGCUAGUGAUCGUACGCGACUUCCAGAAUCCCGUGCUGAACUUGACGCCCUUCUUACUGAUGAACAAUUGAGCACAUGUCCUGUUCUUGUACUGGGAAACAAAAUUGAUAAACCUGGUGCUGCGUCUGAAGAUGAAUUGAGAAAUUUCUUUAAUUUAUACGGUCAAACGACUGGCAAGGGAAAAAUUCCACGAAGUGAUAUUUCCGGUCGUCCAUUAGAAUUAUUCAUGUGCUCUGUGUUAAAGAGACAAGGCUACGGCGAGGGCUUCCGUUGGCUCGCCCAGUACAUCGACUGAACGCACUUAAUUAUUAAUAAUAAUAACGAUUAUUAUCAUUAUUAAAAUUAAAUUUCAACAAUAACUCGAUGAUUCGACAAUUAAAAUUAUCAUCAUCAAAAAAAAAAAAAAAAAUUAUUGAUUAAAUAAAUAAACGUUAUUAUUUAAUUUAAUUUAAUUUAAUUGCAUCCCAUCGCAUCGCAUCAGGAUUUUAUUCAUUAAAUUUUAAUUUGUCUUUUUAAUUAUUAUUAUUCUUUAAAACAAAAUAACUUAGAUUAUUAAUGAGACUCAAAAGCAAAUUUAUAUAUAUUU
Microplitis demolitor is the source of this 1152-nucleotide messenger RNA. RefSeq names its product GTP-binding protein SAR1b (gene Sar1). Bases 280 to 861 code for a protein of 193 amino acids. Gene Ontology annotation, cellular component: endoplasmic reticulum exit site; COPII vesicle coat. Gene Ontology annotation, biological process: intracellular protein transport; vesicle organization; endoplasmic reticulum to Golgi vesicle-mediated transport. The transcript has 6 exons. Lineage: Eukaryota; Metazoa; Arthropoda; Insecta; Hymenoptera; Braconidae. The record is from RefSeq and is a predicted model, not a curated record. Gene Ontology annotation, molecular function: GTP binding; GTPase activity.